Lasiodiplodia theobromae is the source of this 1572-nucleotide messenger RNA. RefSeq names its product Protein phosphatase 2c. Bases 1 to 1572 code for a protein of 523 amino acids. Lineage: Eukaryota; Fungi; Ascomycota; Dothideomycetes; Botryosphaeriales; Botryosphaeriaceae. The transcript has 2 exons. Gene Ontology annotation, biological process: protein dephosphorylation. Gene Ontology annotation, molecular function: protein serine/threonine phosphatase activity. The record is from RefSeq and is a predicted model, not a curated record.
AUGCCGCUCAACAAUCAAUCUCUCAAGAAGAUCCUCGGGGCGGUAAGUUCACGCUCUCCCACCCUUUCUCGCCGCCUCUGCUUCCCCCGCCCGCCCUCGACGGUCCGCUACGCUCGUGUCAGCCCCGUGGCUACCAUCGUAGGCGGCGCGGCUGCGGUGACGGGCGCGGCAGCAUACCUCCUCCAGCCCACCGCGUUCAAAGAAGAGAAUGCUGCGAUCUUUGUGCCACAGAUCAGCUCCCUGAAGAAGGACGGCGGCAGCAGCAACAUCCAAAGCCCCGUCCGUGCACUCAACCUCGCCGACGCGAACGAGGUGUUACGUCGCGAACAGAGCUCGAAGCUCUUCGACGCCGGAAAUGGGCAGCGCGGACGCUGCGACGUCGUCCGCGUGCCCAGCAACAGCCCCGUCGAAGACGAGUUCGUCGUGGGCACCCAAGUAGGACCUGGAAGGAGCCAGUGGACCUUCUGGGGCGUCUUUGACGGACAUGCAGGCUGGGCCACCUCGGUCCUCCUGAGAGAAAACCUUAUAUCCAUGGUAUCAGAUCACCUGGAGGAGCUCCCUGCAAACGCACCCUCGCCAGAGAUCUCAUCCGCCAUCAUCAAGGCCUUCAUUUCCGUCGACGACAGCAUAAACGCCGCCGCCCUCGCCGCCAUGAACGGUCCCGACGCCCAACCUGGCUCCGCGGAGGUCCUCUCCGCCAUCGCCCCCGCCAUUGCCGGAUCAUGCGCCUUGCUCGCCGCCUACGACCCCCGCUCCACCACUCUCCGUGUCGCCUGCACCGGUGACUCGCGCGCCGUGCUGGGCCGCGUCGACGCCGACAGCGCAAAGCCAAAGUACACGGCCGUCCCGCUCUCCAAGGACCAGACCGGCAAGAACGACGACGAGUACGCUCGCCUGACGGCCGCCCACCCGGGCGAGGAGGAGACCAUGAUCAACCGCGAAUCCGGCCGCAUACUCGGCCUGGCCGUGACACGUGCCUUCGGUGACCACCGUUGGAAGUGGCGCGAGAGCGACAUCACCGAGGCCCAGCAGCGGUACUGGUCGUCUGGCCCGCGGCCCAACUCCAGGACGCCUCCCUACCUGACCGCCGAGCCCGUCAUCGAAGAAACCCGCAUCAACGUCGGCGUCAAGGCGGGAUCAACAUCAACCGGAGGUGGUGCCAACAACCAGCAGCAGCAACCGCAGCAACCGCAGCGCGGCGACUUCCUCAUCCUCGCCAGCGACGGCUUCUGGGACCACAUCUCCAACGAAGACGCCGUCGAGUGCGUCGCGCGCUGGAUCGCCGCCAAGAAGGCCAACAACCUGCGCGGCACGCCGCCGAGCCUGCUCAAGGACAAGGCGCCCAAGCGCAACGAGCACUGGUGGCUCGACGAGGGCCGCUACGUCGAGUGGCGCGCCACCCCCGAGUACUUCGUCGUCGAGGACGACAACGCCGCCACCCACCUCGUCCGCAACGCCUUUGGCGGCUCUCGCAGGAACCUGUUUUGCGGCGUCAUGAGCGCCUAUCCGCCCAUCAGCAGGAACGUCAGGGACGACACCACCGUGCAGGUCGUAUUCUUCGGAGACGUUUGA